Molecule: messenger RNA, 1134 nt
Organism: Colletotrichum truncatum
Lineage: Eukaryota; Fungi; Ascomycota; Sordariomycetes; Glomerellales; Glomerellaceae
Product: mitochondrial 54S ribosomal protein uL3m
Biological process (GO): translation
Cellular component (GO): mitochondrial large ribosomal subunit; ribosome
Molecular function (GO): structural constituent of ribosome
Source: RefSeq, a predicted model, not a curated record
AUGCACUCUGGUCCGACCUCACCCAAAAAAUUCCAUCUCACGAACAGCAGAGCGUCAACACCUCAACCCACGCCUCCCACCGUCCACACCACCGCCAUCACCAUGGCACCCCGACUACCCCCGAGCUGUCUUCAGCUCCUCCGCACCGGACCGACGACGAUACCCAAUGCCUCCGCAGUCCUCGCCGGCCCGCGUCUCCAUCUACUCCCUUUCACCGCGAAGCGAGGUGUAAAGUAUGGCUGGUCGACCGCGCCUCCUCGCAGCAAGCCCGGCCGCUUCAAUCAGCCUACAUCCGGCCUUCCCGCCCUCACGACCGGCCCCGCUGCCGCCCUUGCCCGCCGCGAGGCCACCACCCCCCUCCGCACUGGCGUCCUCGCCCUCAAGAAGGGCAUGACGGCCAUCUACUACGGCAAGAAGCGCGUCCCCUGCACCGUCCUUCAGCUCGAUCAGGUCCAGGUUGUCGCCACCAAAACGCGCAAGAACAACGGCUACUGGGCUGUUCAGGUUGGGCUGGGAUCCAAGGAACCACGCAACGUCGAGAGGCCGCUGCUGGGCUACUACGAGGCCAAGGGCAUCGCGCCCAAGCGCCACCUUGCCGAGUUCAAGGUCCGCUCUGAGGAGGGUCUUUUGCCUGUCGGUGUGCAGCUGUUCCCAGACUGGUUCCAGACGGGCCAAUAUGUCGAUGUUCGCUCCAACAGCCGUGGUAUGGGCUUCGCCGGUGGUAUGAAGCGCCACGGCUUCGCGGGUCAGGAGGCGUCGCACGGUAACUCCAAGAACCAUCGUACCAUCGGUACCACCGGUCCCUCGCAGGGCUCCGGUUCUAGAGUUUUGCCCGGCAAGAAGAUGCCCGGGCGAAUGGGCAACGAGCGGGUUACGGUCCAGAACCUGACGGUCCUGAAGGUGGACAACGAGCUCGGUGUCGUGCUCGUCAAGGGCGCUGUUGCAGGCCCCAAGGGGUGUGUCGUACAGCUGCAGGACGCGAAGAAGAGGAAGGCGCCUGCGCUCCCGUACCGCCAGGAGAAGUUAAAGGAGCUGUUGGAAUCCAACCAGGACGCUGAGGCGAGAUUGCAGGAGGCUAGGGAGAGGCACUUGGAGCUGAAGAAGCAGAGGAGAGAAGCGGCGGGGCUUGUAUAG